AUGCGGCCACCAGGUAGCGCCUUGGUGUGGGGACCCAAGGCGUGUGGGUUCGAAACCCACAAGGGGACAACAUUACAUCCGGAGCCAACAUCUCAGCUCCUAAAAUAA
Molecule: messenger RNA, 108 nt
Organism: Histoplasma mississippiense
Lineage: Eukaryota; Fungi; Ascomycota; Eurotiomycetes; Onygenales; Ajellomycetaceae
Exons: 1
Coding region: 1-108 (35 amino acids)
Source: RefSeq, a predicted model, not a curated record